Molecule: messenger RNA, 864 nt
Organism: Clonostachys byssicola
Lineage: Eukaryota; Fungi; Ascomycota; Sordariomycetes; Hypocreales; Bionectriaceae
Source: the annotation of a GenBank genome assembly
AUGCCUGACUGGACACAUCUUGUGCGAUUCAUCGCAGUCGAAGACAACCAGGUUCACCUGGGACAACUGGUCGACACUUCACGAGACAUUGGUUUAGACUCUGUCAAUGGCGUGGAAAUCAAGGCAUACCUGAUUGUAGGCGAUAUCUACAGUGGGAAGAUCACAUCGCAUGUUUAUACGGUGAAGCAGUUGCUCUCUCCAGUGAGCAGGGAGCAGUGCAAUUUCAUUCGAUGCCUGGGUCUUAAUUACACAGACCAUGCAAAGGAGGCAAACCUGCAGCUGCCAGCAGCGCCAAUCCUCUUCGCAAAGCCGAGGACGGCUCUGUCAGAUCCAUACCCCGCAGCAAUCACGAUCCCAAAGUGUGCCCAAGAUGGGACGAGCGACUUUGAAGCCGAACUGUGUGCUGUUAUUGGCACGAGCGGACGGGACAUCCCCGAAGAAGAAGCCUUGAACCACGUGCUUGGCUACACGUCCUCGAAUGAUGUCUCUGCCCGGGACCUCCAAAUGAAGACGUCGCAAUGGUCUUUCUCUAAAGGACUAGAUGGUAGCUGCCCUAUUGGACCCGUGCUCGUUUCCCCCUCCAUAAUUAAAGACCCCCAGCAGCUUAAGAUCAAGACGAUUUACCAAGGCAAUGUGCUACAGGAUGGCCACACCCGGGAUAUGAUUUUUGAUGUGAAGAAGCAGAUCUCCUAUCUGUCUCAGGGAACAACGCUUGAGUCGGGAACCAUUAUAUUGACGGGCACCCCGGCAGGGAUUGGGUAUUUUCGCCAGCCACGCGUUUUUCUCGAAGAUGGAAGCGAUGUGAGGAUCGAGAUUGAGAAAAUUGGAACCCUAGUCAACAAGGUCAAGUAUGAGCCAAUGUAG